UCUAAAAAUCAAACGGAACACUUUAGGUAUUUAAUAAAAGUAAUAAAUACAAAUUUAUUGCUAUUUAGUAUUGUGCGAGUAUUAAUUAAUUUAUUCAUUAAAUACAAUAUAUUAUGUUAUUAAAAGUAAAUACAAAUAAUAUUAUAUAUGAAAAAUUUUUAUAAAAUUAUAUUUAUAUUUUAGAUUCUGAGCGUAGCAAGGGAGCUAUUUGUUUUACUAAUAUGUUUAUUUUUCCUACUGGACAUGUUUUUUCCUAGUAAAAUUUCUCCGAUUUUUACGUGUAGUAACUUUUCUGAAAGUUCAAGUUAUCUAGGUGGUAAUUUUAAAGAAGUCAUUUUUUUGAUUUUCGAUGCAAUUUUUUAAAUAAAAGCACUUAAAUGGGAAAAAACGUAGAAAAAUGUACAAUUUCACGAUUUCAUUAUUUCAUAAAAAUACGGACUACGUUUUCUACCAGAAAAAAUCAUUUAAUCGAAAAAUCACUAGGUACCUUUUUUUUUUGCCUUUUUGAUUUACUUUCUUAUGGUAUCAUCGCCAAAACUUUUGAGAUUUAAGGAAUUUUAAUUUUUGGGAAUUUUUAUUGCUGUAUUUCAGUUACACAUAGAGGUUUGAAACUUGGUAACAAUAAUUAUAUUGGACUUACCUAGAUGUGAUAAAAUUUCCAAAAUCAUCGGACGCCUUUUUUUUUUUUAUAAAUAAGAGUUUUGAAAUCAAAUUUAAACGAAAAUCGCAAAAAAGACAUUACAGUACUUCAAAUUAAGCCGGUCCCGCACGACUCGUGUACUCGGCGAAUAAUCUUACAACCGUGAUGCCUUACGAGGCCGUGUAGGAGGUGUUUCAUCGUCAAAUAUGGGCGAUUAUUUUUACUCGUCGAGUCACUUGUCGUGUCCCAUCGGUUGUCGGUAAAUGUGACACGAGUCAAAAGAAUUAUCGUAAUCGUGGAAUUUCCCACACGACUCGGCCUUGCUCGCCACUCGCGCCGAUAUCGACGACAGCGACAAAAUAUAGUAAAUUAUUAUUUUUGUCCGAGUAUCCGAGGCGCGUAGGAGUAUUGGCGAUGACCAGAUGUAGUAUACGGUGAUCGGAUUAUGGUUAACGAGUGCACGAAGAUCGGCAUGUGUACAAGUCGUGUUGGGAGCGACAAAUCGCCAAGUCGAUAUACUCAGCGAGCAUCGUAAUCGCGUACGUUCGCCGAGCACACGAGUCGUGUGGGACCGGCUUUAUGUAUUACCGAACUGCGCUCGGCUUUCGUCAAGCGAUGAUUUAUCGUUGCUUACAGAUAUACAUGAAAUAACCUUAUGCAUCCUUCCUUCCCGAAUUCUCACCUACACAAGUAGCCACUCCCAUCCCCCAUCAUUAUCAGCUCUUUUUAUAUUUGCAUUUAUAAAUUGUAUUUUAGUUUUUUGUUAUGUUCUAAUUAUCCUACUUUCAUUAUUAUUGGUAGAAUUAAUUUGAAUGUAAGAACCUGUCUGCAUAGAUAAUACAUUUGGAAUAAAAACUGUAUUUUAUUUCCAUUUAUAUUUAAUUUCGAAUGUGUAAACAUUAUAUUAUUUUUCAAGAGCUUUUAUACACUAAUAACAAUGCAAACUAAAAAAAAUAAAAUGCCUCUGAAAAAUAUUAUUUUCCGAAUUUGUUAUUUCGGUGACCGCCAGGUGGCCGGUAGGUACUGAUAAGAAUCGUUUAUGAGUUCAUGAUGGAACCGUUUAUUUUAUUAGUAAUAUAAACUGUAGAUUCUUAGUGGAGCGAAGAAGCUUAUGAUUUUACAAAGAUUCUUUUCUUUUUUUUUUUGUGCACAAUUUUUCUACUAGCAAUUUGACUUCAACUUUUAAUGAUAGCAAUUUUUCUGAAAAAAAAUUUCACUAGGGAGGUACUUUAAACAGGUCAUUUUUCCAUUUUCCCCAGAGUUUUCUCAGCAAAUGUGAAAUACUGGAAUAACCGGGAAAGUCGGUGCAACAUUUAACAAAUAGUAUUAAAAUAAAUAUAUUGAGCCCAUUUAAUUAUUUUUACUAUGAUAUGGCAUAUAUAUUGUUGACAAAGCAUCACUAUCAACUGAACUCCGCUCAGAAUCGUAUUUUCGUAAGCAAUAGUUUAUAUUGUUGCUUACAGAUAUACAUUAAAUUACCUAUAACAGUGGCUGCACCAUUAUUCUAGGACGUUUUUUUUUUUUCACUGUUUCGUAAAAUACAUGGUAUGUUCCAUCCAUGUAUAUAUUAUCUAUGGUUAUAGAUACAUUAUCAGGACUAUGGUCCUACUUUUACAAUUGAUACCAUAUUUUUAGGUUAAGUUCUAAUUUUUUCACUUGUCAUUUAAAAAUAUUGUAUCAUUGUCUACUUCUACUACUUCUAGAUUAUAGGCAUUAAUACAUAAUUAAAAAUCGUACAUCUUUAAGUACACUCCGAUUGUCCGAUUGAAAUAAUUUACAUUUAAAAAAUGGAUACAAUUAUCGAUAGAGGUGCACCUAAAGCUCGUAAUUUCGAACCAUACGCUAGUAACGGAGGGUAAGUAAUAAACGUUUUAUAUUUAAAUGUUUUAUUAUAAUGUUAAGCGGCUUAAAAAAUUAUUUAUAAUUGUUAAUCAAUACUUUCAGAUCAAUUGUCGCUAUUAGCGGUAAGGAUUUUGCUAUUGUCGCUUCAGACACUCGUCUCAGUGAAGGAUAUAUGAUUUACACACGGAAGCAAUCAAAGUUAUUCCAACUGUCUGACAAAUCGGUUCUUGGUUGCACAGGAUGCUGGUGUGACACAUUAUCAUUGACUAAUAUUGUUGAAACACAGUUGAAGGUAUUUAACUUUAAAACUAUACUGUAAUUUACCUGGCAAUUUAAAAUUUAAAAUUUGUUUUUUUUUCAGUCAUACCUGUACGAUCAUAACAAUGUAAUGCAGCCAGGUUCUAUUGCCCAAUUGCUAUCAACUUUGUUGUACAGCAGACGCUUUUUCCCAUAUUACGUAUACAAUGUACUCGCUGGUCUUGAUGAUAAUGGUGAAGGAUGUUUGUAUAGUUAUGAUCCUGUUGGCCAUUGUGAAAAAGUGUCUUACACUGCUGGUGGCAGUUCUGGCGUUCUCAUGCAACCAUUUUUGGAUAGUUGGGUAAAUUAAAAUUUGUUUAGUAUUAUUUAACAAAAAUCUGAUUAAUAAUGUCAUAUCAAGUAUUUAAACUUAAUUAAAUAUAAUGAAUAUUGCUAAGAAUGUCAACUUUUACAAUUUCAAAAACUGGAAAACAGAACCAAAAUAUUUCUGUACACUUGUAUCUAAGAGUUGUAAAAUUCUCAUAUAAUUAUAACCACUAGAUAUCUGUUCUAAUUAUUAUACUACACAUUAGACACCAUAACUCAUAUAGAAUCCUCAUAAAUCAUAAAACUUAUUAAAACUUAACAUCUAUUAUUAAACAAAAUAUGAAUAGAAUUCUGACCAUAAGUACUAUUGUAUGUUUAAUAAAGGUCAAUUGCAUUACAGUUAGAUAUUAAUAUAAUUAAUGAAAUUGUUUAUUGAUAUCAGUUUUGCAAAAUUUAUGGUAGAAAAGUUGUUCACAGAAGAAAAAAAAGAAGCAUAUACUUCAAAAUUUGAGCCCUAUUUAUGACAUUAGUUUUUAAACCCGCAUUAACUAUUAAAACCUUAUUUUAAACCAAAUUUUUUUAGUCAGUAAUAUUUUUUCAUACAUUUUUUUUUUGAAAAACUUAUAUUUUGUUUAUUAAGGUUCUGCUUCUGAUAUAAUACAUUAGCAAACAAUGGUUUGAAAUUUACUAGUUUAAGUGUAAUAUUUGUAUAAUUUUUUCUGGUAACCUAAUGUUUUUUUUUUUUAAUUUUAAGUAUACCUACUGCAUAAUUGAUAUUAAAACAUUGUCUUUUAUUUUCAUAACCAUAUAUGAUAUAAUUUGUAUAUCAAACUUUAGUAAAAGCUCUAAAAAAAAAUACCGUUUGUUAACAUUUGUCAUCCUUUACUAAAUAAUUAUUAUUACAAUCAUAUUAAGCAUAAUAACAAAAAAAUUGUAUUUUUUUUUUUUUACUAGUUGGCGAAAAGAACAGCAGAUAACCCUGUGUCUGAAGAAGAAGCUUUAAACUUGGUAAAAGAUGCCUUUACCGCAGCUGGAGAACGUGAUAUAUAUACUGGUGAUGAAGUAGUAUAUAACAUAAUCAAGAAAGAAGGAAUUAAAUCGGGUGUGGUUCAACUCCGUAAGGAUUAAAUAAUAAUAAACAGACAAGAGUCAACAUUUAUAAUAUUUUUUUUUAUACAUUAAAUAAGCGCAUAAUAUUGUAUUUGAUGAAAAUAAUAAAAGUAAUCAGGAUAAAAAUUAAUUUUGAAUUAUUGACUUAAAAAAAAAUAAAAAUGUUUUAAUGAUGAUAAAAAAGUUUACUAUUGUAUAAAUACACCGUUAUUUACAACCGUGACUAGGCUUGCCUACAACUAAACU
This is a messenger RNA of Cinara cedri, 4402 nucleotides long. Lineage: Eukaryota; Metazoa; Arthropoda; Insecta; Hemiptera; Aphididae. The record is from the annotation of a GenBank genome assembly.